ACGGCGAAUAUCGUACGCUUGGCCCUUAAAAUCAUUGAAGUCAUUCCCACGGUCAUAAAUUCGUGUAGCUUUGACCACAACAUCCCCUAAAAUCAGGAGCACGUCUUUUUUCAUUUAAGCCGAAUGGUUCAUUGAACAUGAGGUUGGCCACCUCUGCUAUGUACGCGCGCUUUCUUUGUUGUUUCAAACUAGACAAACGCUUYCUUUGUACGCCAUGCCCCUGAUGAAAAAGCUAAAAAUACGUGAAUGUGAUGGAGUUUAUGUAUAAGACAUUGCGUGCGGUAUACCGCACAGUACAUACAUAAAUGUUUGCGCAUAGUCUGACGCUGAAGCUCACGAGCAACCAAUAAUGCGCAGCACCUACURACAAUGCCCAAACAAUCGACAGUGGCGAACACCUAAUCAUUUAAGCCAAGCACUCCUUGCUGCUGCUCAUUGACCUUGUGUUCUUGUGUUGCAGUUGACAUUUGGCAGUUGCUGUUGUUGUUGCAGAGUUGGGAAAUGUCCGCGAUUGUUGACUUUCUUCUUUAAUUCUUUUUGGUUUUAGCCGUGCGACGGCCUUUUCAAAGGUAUCCACGAACGGUUGAUACUGCGUAGUCGGUUAAGUCACCAGUUAAUGACUUCCUAUCUACUUACUGGCGAGCUUUUGCUUUGUGUACGGUCGUCGGCGCUUAGAUGCCAAUAGACGCAGACAAAGCGUUUAACAGCUACAAAACUUUAGUAGUUAAUAGACGUAGGCCCUUUGUUCGUCUUCAUGAGUGUAGAUCUUCAAUUGUUUCUUGUGUUGAAAAGUACUCUGUUAUAAGUUAUCUAAGAAAGCAUUGGAAUGCUGGUGGAUUGUUGGUAAAGUGAAUAGAAACGUGUCAUUUGAAGGAAGUCGUGAACUAAUUAAAUUAGUUCCAGUAUUGAAACUGGAAAAUAUAAAUAAAAAUAUAUAUUUUUUACAUGAUUUUCAUUCGCGUGUUAUUGUGGUAGCUAAACAAAGUACUCCGUAUAUGUAAUAAUAUGUAUAUCAAGAAAUCAGCUAUGAAGGAUGUUAAGUGUUAGGUUAGGCUUAUAGAUUCAGUGCAGCUGAAGGAAACGAUUUUUCAUGGUUUUCACUGAUCUUCACGUGACUCAUGCUUAGUCUGAAUUUAACACCGUUUGUACUAAAAGCAUAAUUCUUCCACUUAAUUUUCUACAGUUAUACGACGRAAAUGCACUUCUGGAUAGACAAACGCUCACAGCAAUGUGGUUUUGGGAGAUCGCGAGUUGCAGCUUCACUCUCCGGUGCCGGCGGAUCCGGUGUGGGUCUCAGUUUUGGCCAUCCACCGCGUCGAAUAAGCGGAGGUAGUGGCAAUAAAGCGAGCAGUAGAAGCCACGUACUGCCAGACUGUCAUCACAACACUGCAGCCAGCAGCAGCAGCAGUCGYAGCCAUCAAUAUCAGCAGCCGCAAUUGCAACACCAUCAUCAACUGCAGCAGCAACAACAGUAUGCCAAUAACAAUAAUAAUUWCAACAGCGGCAACAAUUGCCAACAAUCAAAUACGCACAGCAGCAAUAAUAGCAAUUAUACAGGUAAUAUUAGCACCGCCAAUGCAACAGCCUCAGGCGCCGCAAUGCAAUCGACUACAUCGGCGACUCUUAAUAACAAUCCCCACCAGUACACAUACCAGCAGACGCAUCAGCAUGGCAGCCCUUCAGUGCAGACUCAUAAUGCGUCUUCCAACAACAAUUUAAUGAAUAACAAUAACGCCAGCACUUCUACGUCCACGGCCACGGGCAGCGAUGCGCGCGGCAUUACACCAGCAGCGCAAGAUUUUAACCAACGCGCAGGCGCACUACUACAAAGCACCGCAGGCACACCGCAUACACCGCUGUAUCAGCAACAUCUUAAUCAAUGCUAUGAUAUGCGCAGCUAUCAUCAUCCACAGUUCGGCAAUAUGUCCGUACGACACUAUCAAUAUUCGGGCAGGACUUGUAAUGGGCCAACACACGCUAACACAAAUCCGCCGACACAUGCAUAUCGUAAUGGCAAUAACAGUGGCGCAAGAACAAUAAUUGGUCCUGCUCAUUCGCAGCACAUGGACCCAAUGGCAUAUCGACAGCAACAUGGUUACAGUCACUCUGCGGCAGCGUGCGCUCAGUCGAAUGAGUCUAUAAUGGGCGGUUCCGCGCCCAUUUCCACUAAUACCACGAAUACAGCGAGCUAUGCGGUAGCUAACACAGCGCAUCGCUACAGUUCGGCGGCUUUAAAUAUGCGUACYAGCAAUAUGACAGUAGACGCGAACGGUGGAGAUGCUCAGCUGCUACCUUCACACCUUAAAUGUGGCAUGUGUGCGUCGCUUGUGCUGGCUUCCGUCUUUGUGGCGGGCGCAAAAUUUUAUUUCGACCAUCAGGGUACCGGUUUGGAAGUAUUGAUAUUUUGUGCUUUCUCUGCAACUUUCUUCUUGGCCGCCUGCACCGUUUCACUGUGUCGCGUACCAAAAGGACUAUUGCCAAGCGGACGCAAURCAGUGUUGGGCGCGCAACAGCAUGCUGAUGCAGAAAGCGCUAUACAUUAUACGCGUCCACCAUACGGCAGACGUGAUAUCGUGAAUGCUGAUGGUAGUAGUGAAUUAGUUGGUUCGGAUGAUAUACAUGGCGCACCUUUGUGUGGCCAGUUGCAAUUGAUUGAGGAUUCGGCAAGUGCCGGUCCACCACCAUAUCAUAUAGCAAUAUACUUUCCUGAGACAGAGAGCAAUGGAAAGGGCAAAGACGUACCGAUAGAUGACGAAUCACCGCCGCCGUCCUAUGAUAAAAUACUUAUCUAAAUCUAUAAAAUGCAUAGUAAUAAUAUAUGGGAAUGUAGUAGAGAGGUACAUGUGUUUACGGCCAAAAAACAUAAUCAGCAUUAUUGUUACAUAAUUGAAAUUCGCAUCCUCAUUUUCUCAUAUAAAAAUCGUAAAUAAUUCACAAUAACAUGUCUUACUUCUGAUUAGCAGGAUAUACAGGGUUUGUCCGGAAAGUAAGAGGACUGAUUUUCUUCCGCCGCGACURUACUUCGGAGCGUACGUGCACCGACUGGAUGCGAUGGAGGGCAUUCCUAGCUAACGAACGAGCGGAUGGUCAGUUGUCUCCAGGCACCUGGAGAGAGGACAAAAAUUUUCSCGCGACGUGUUUCUGUGAGUGGUGUAAGCCGAAAAUGCAGCGUUCGUUAGAGCAGAUGCACGCAAUU
Bactrocera latifrons is the source of this 3196-nucleotide messenger RNA. RefSeq names its product hybrid signal transduction histidine kinase A. The coding region runs from base 1197 to 2792 and encodes 531 amino acids. NCBI's taxonomy places the organism in Eukaryota, Metazoa, Arthropoda, Insecta, Diptera, Tephritidae. The record is from RefSeq and is a predicted model, not a curated record. The transcript is spliced from 2 exons.